GGCCUCCAUUGGCCGCUGGCGGGCGCGCGUCACCCGGGCUGGCGCUCGCCUCCAGACCUCUAGAAUUGGAGCCGAGGAGGAGCUGAAAAUGCAGAUUUAGCAUCAAGCACAGACACACACUAGCUCUUUCUCUCGGGUACACACAGCUCCGCACAUUCGCACCCCUGCCAGCCAGCCGGGCUGCGCGACUCCCCGGCUUCCCUGGCAGCCAGCUGCUGGUGGACAGCGCACAGAUUUGCUGUUUGCCAAGCUUCUUUUCUGCCUCUUUUGCUAUACAAAGAUUUUUUUAAAAAAAGAAAAACAGAAACAAAAACUACAUACCUAUUUUUUAUUUGCAUCUUCCCUCUUCGUCCCCUGCUCCACCACCCUGCGCGCCUCGCAGCCCCACUUUUCACUCCCAAAGAAGGAUGGAGGGCGGUUGUGGAUCCCAGUGGAAGGCGGCCGGGCUCCUCUUCUGUGUCAUGGUUUUUGCGUCUGCCGAGAGACCCGUCUUCACGAAUCAUUUUCUUGUGGAGUUGCAUAAAGACGGAGAGGAAGAGGCUCGCCAAGUUGCAGCAGAGCACGGCUUUGGAGUCCGAAAGCUCCCCUUUGCAGAAGGCCUGUAUCACUUUUAUCACAAUGGCCUUGCAAAGGCCAAAAGAAGACGCAGCCUACACCACAAGCGGCAGCUGGAGAGAGACCCCAGGAUAAAGAUGGCGCUGCAACAAGAAGGAUUUGACCGUAAAAAGAGAGGGUACAGGGACAUCAAUGAGAUUGACAUCAACAUGAAUGAUCCUCUCUUUACAAAGCAAUGGUACCUGUUCAACACCGGGCAAGCCGAUGGAACUCCUGGGCUAGACUUGAACGUGGCUGAAGCCUGGGAGCUGGGAUACACAGGAAAAGGAGUGACCAUUGGAAUUAUGGAUGACGGAAUUGACUAUCUCCACCCAGACCUGGCCUACAACUAUAACGCUGAUGCAAGUUAUGACUUCAGCAGCAAUGACCCCUACCCAUACCCUCGAUACACAGAUGACUGGUUCAACAGCCAUGGAACGAGGUGUGCAGGAGAAGUUUCUGCUGCAGCCAGCAACAAUAUCUGUGGAGUCGGCGUAGCAUACAACUCCAAGGUGGCAGGGAUCCGGAUGCUGGACCAGCCCUUUAUGACAGACAUCAUCGAAGCCUCCUCCAUCAGCCACAUGCCUCAACUGAUCGACAUCUACAGUGCAAGCUGGGGCCCCACAGACAAUGGGAAGACGGUUGACGGGCCCCGAGAGCUCACACUCCAGGCCAUGGCUGAUGGCGUGAACAAGGGCCGUGGGGGCAAAGGCAGCAUCUAUGUGUGGGCUUCUGGGGAUGGUGGCAGCUACGAUGACUGCAAUUGUGACGGCUAUGCUUCAAGCAUGUGGACCAUCUCCAUCAACUCAGCCAUCAAUGAUGGCAGGACUGCCUUGUAUGAUGAGAGUUGCUCUUCCACCUUAGCAUCCACCUUCAGCAAUGGGAGGAAGAGGAAUCCUGAGGCUGGUGUGGCUACCACAGACUUGUAUGGCAACUGUACUCUGAGACAUUCUGGGACAUCUGCAGCUGCUCCAGAGGCAGCUGGCGUGUUUGCAUUAGCUUUGGAGGCUAACCUGGAUCUGACCUGGAGAGAUAUGCAACAUCUGACUGUGCUCACCUCCAAGCGAAACCAGCUUCAUGAUGAGGUUCAUCAGUGGCGACGGAAUGGGGUUGGCCUGGAAUUUAAUCACCUCUUUGGCUACGGAGUCCUUGAUGCAGGUGCCAUGGUGAAAAUGGCUAAAGACUGGAAAACUGUUCCGGAGAGAUUCCAUUGUGUGGGAGGCUCUGUACAGAACCCUGAAAAAAUACCACCCACCGGCAAGCUGGUACUGACCCUCAAAACAAACGCAUGUGAGGGGAAGGAAAACUUCGUCCGCUACCUGGAGCACGUCCAAGCUGUCAUCACAGUCAACGCGACCAGGAGAGGAGACCUGAACAUCAACAUGACCUCCCCGAUGGGCACCAAGUCCAUUUUGCUGAGCCGGCGUCCCAGAGACGACGACUCCAAGGUGGGCUUUGACAAGUGGCCUUUCAUGACCACCCACACCUGGGGGGAGGAUGCCCGAGGGACCUGGACCCUGGAGCUGGGAUUUGUGGGCAGUGCACCACAGAAGGGGUUGCUGAAGGAAUGGACCCUGAUGCUUCACGGCACACAGAGUGCCCCGUACAUCGAUCAGGUGGUGAGGGAUUACCAGUCUAAGCUGGCCAUGUCCAAGAAGCAAGAGCUGGAGGAAGAGCUGGAUGAGGCUGUGGAGAGAAGUCUGCAAAGUAUCCUGAGAAAGAACUAGGGCCACACUUCCGCCUUCACCUCCCCUUCCUCCCUGUCUCUGCCUCUCCUUGCUCCACAGUUCUGGCAGCCACCAGCCACCCAGCAAUUCCUGUUCCCCCCGACACAAGCAAUCCCAGCCUGGUCUGAAGCUUUGCUCGCUGUCAAUGAUUAUUUUCACUACAAUGGAAGCAACCGUUUUUAUUCUGUAGCCCAAAUAUAGCGUUCCUACCAACAUCUAUGUCCUAUGUGUGACUCGACCUUUAUUUCUGUCAUGUAAAUGGGUGGUUGUACUGCACUUGAAACCAGGAAAGCUCUGCCCUCGCUUUUUUUUUUUCCCCUAUCUGAGAAGAGAAGAGAAUGCAUCUAAAAAGCCACACAUGGUGACUCAAGAAUAUUCGUGGUCUCAGCUAAGAUGCUGAUAGAGAGUGAACUCCACAGCUCUAGCAUGGGGGGUUGGAGGGUGGCUUGGAUUAAGCAAGGCUAGUCAGGGAUGUAAACUGAGGUGUCUGAUGAGAACGAUGCUGUCCCCCAGGGAGCCCUGAAGCCCAAAUACUGGAUAGGCUGAGGAAGUUUAAAAGGCAUGAGCUUUGAAAGUUUAAUCCCAAUACCCAAAUCGUGUCCCCUCUGCUCUGCCAGGAUGGCAUAAAAUGAAAACACAUGGCUCUUCUGUCACCAGCUACUGCUCUUCAUUGGGACUGAACCCACUGGAGCAGCAGUUUUCAGGUACUCUUUACGCGGCCAUCCAAGAGAGAAACUACAAGGUCGAUCUAGCUGCUGACUGGCUAAGAGCAGUUUACCAAUUUUAGAAAUAGGAGCAUCCCCUUCCCUGAGUGGUUUUAAAGCUCCCUGUUAUGACACAACCAAGAGGCAAGAGGUUUUUUGUUUUGGUUUGGUUUUGGUUUUGAUUUGGUUUUGACAGCUUCACCCACACCAACCAGGGCUUUUGAUUUCCCAAAACUAUCACUGGAGUGCAAUAUCUCCCUCCCUCAAGUUGUAAUUUCACUGGUGUUUUGGAGAAAUGAGUCACUGUUUGAGAAGGGGCCAUUGGAUGAAGGGGGCACAUCAGAAGGCAUGAGUGGCCACACUUAUGUGGACCUCUAGUUGCUACAAGCUUGUUGCAUGGAGAGGGGCCCAUGCCACCUCAUUCCCCAUAACUCGAAGCCAGAAGGGAAGCAAGAGACAACCUCUUUCAAGAAAACACAUGUUGUCACCAUAGCAACCAUGAGAAUAUCUAGCAAGCACCCCAAAGGUGACAGCUGUCAACUUUAAAAGACAUGCUUCAUUCCCAGUUUCUAUCUAAAGUAACCCACUGUCACUUGGAGUGCCCGCCCAAGGAUUGGCUUCCCACUCAGAUCUCAGUGUCCAUUGGUCCUCCCCCAACCCUAGGCUCUCGCCCUCCCUUCCCUGAAGCAUGUGCAGAGCCUGGAGUUCCUUUGCUGAAGCCAGCAACUCAGAAGCACUAAGGUUCCGUUCCUGGGGGGCGACUUUAGGAGAGAAUUCUGGGAAGCUUCUUUCAUUCCUUUUGUCCCCCAUUUUAGCCUGGAUUUUGUCUUCUCUGGCACCUUGUAACAUUCCCUGUGUCAUGCUUUUGAGUGUAAUAAUAUUUAUGAUUUCUAAAAGGAAUUUAUUAUUUGUUACAAAGGUCUUUUUAAACCACCUUAGAUUUAAAGAAAAAAAUGGCAAUCAUUGAGAAUUCAUUUCACAUUAAUGGUCUGGAAAUAAAACCAAAGGACAUUCUGUGUGCACGUAUACAUAAAUGCACACAGAAAUAUAUAUAUACAUAUGUAGACUAUAUACAUGUGUAUAUGUGUGUAUAUAUACCUGUAUAAAUGUACAUACACACAUAUACCUAAAUGUGGGUGUAUUCUGUAUGUAUUGAAGACACAGACGCCAUAUACAUCUCUAAAAGAGUAUUCAGAAAAUAUCGAAAUGAUUCCGGCCGAGUAGAAGGCCGGUAGAGAUUCAGGUGAAAUGUCUGUCCAUCUCUUCCCAUUAUGACACCUCUGUAAUUUUGAAGCUCUCUGUAUAAACAUUAAUUGUCUUAUAUGAGCAGCAGAAAUAUAAAAUAGUUGUCCAUAUUUUCACAUUUGUGGUAUAAUUUAUGAAAUUAGAGAGUAACUUAUCUGCUUCUUAAUAGAAAUGGCAAGUUUUGAUAUGAGUAUAUAGUAUAUAAAGACAAAUAGUGCUAAGUAUAAAUAUUUGGUCUCUAUUUCAUCUUUGGCAUCAGUAUUAGCACCAACUGUCAAGCUAGUGAUGUUUUUUAUGAUGCCCCUGAGUCUGAUGCAAGAGACAGUCAUUUAUUUUAAAAACUGAAGAGCAAGUGAAUAACAAUCAGGUUAACAUUGUUACUCCCUGUGACAAGAAUUUUUAAGCAAAUUUAAAAAUAUAUGUUGUAAAUUAGGAGGCUCAACAAUAAAACAUACCUUCC
Messenger RNA from Mus caroli (Ryukyu mouse), 4730 nucleotides. It is a transcript of the gene Pcsk2, whose product is annotated as proprotein convertase subtilisin/kexin type 2. NCBI's taxonomy places the organism in Eukaryota, Metazoa, Chordata, Mammalia, Rodentia, Muridae. Gene Ontology annotation, molecular function: serine-type endopeptidase activity. Gene Ontology annotation, biological process: peptide hormone processing. The record is from RefSeq and is a predicted model, not a curated record. Gene Ontology annotation, cellular component: neuron projection; membrane.